CUCUUGAUUUGAUGCCAUUGAAGUUUAUUUAACCACUUUAACAUAAUUUUACCGCUCAAAAACAGUUGCAGACAUUUGCAAAUCACAUUUUACUGGAGCCGAUGUAAACAUGCUGCCAUAUACAUCAGGGGUAGAUAACUAUGUAAACAACACAUGUAAACGGAUAUUCUUCUGAGGACAAAUUCGUACUCUGAAACGCUUAAUUCAUUAAUUCAACAUUGGUUGAAAAAUAAAGAAAAACAAAAAAACAAAUCAAAAAGUGUAAUUAUCAAAAACACAUUUCAUGUAACAUGCCAAAAAUUAUAUUAGAAAUUUUUGAGUUACCUCUCUUUGUAUAUAUAGAGUUCAGCUCUUGAAGUUUUGUAACAUGUCAAAUACAUUGUAUUACACUAAAAAUGUUUGAGUUAUCUAUCUUUGUAUAGAGUUAAACAAUUGAAGUAAAAUUUGGAAAUUAAAUAAAAUUGGAAAAAAGAGAAAAGAUAAUUUUAUAUUAGCUUUUAUAUAUUUUAUCAAAUCAUAUUUAUGAUACAGUUUGAUUAUUUUGCCCAAAUAUUAUUUAAAGGUAUUUCAAAAUAUUAUUUACUUCAUUCUAGUAAUUAGUGUACAGGUAAAAACUGUUCACUACAUUGUAUAUUUUUACCAUUGAUAAAUAACUGAUCGACAGGUGUAGUUGUGUCUCAGUUUUGUGAACAAGAAUAUUUGAAGAUUUAAGGUGAACUAUGAGACACAUCUGGAAAUUCUGCUUAACACUAGUUGUGCUAUCUGCAGUUGUAUUAUUUUUCACUUCUGAGGAGGAUAGCUCAUUAAAUCAGGAUCAUGUACAGAGUGUGUUCAGCAGAGACGAGACGGAAGGCGUAAACUUUACACGUCACGUGACGCCUGGUGUGAAGAUUUGUCGUCGAGAUGACCUCUAUACAUAUUCAGCAGUAGCCAAGCCGAGUGCUGAUUGGACAAAAUACACCUCGAUCAUCAUAACAUCAUGGUGCAAAGGAAGCACCCAGUUCAAUUGCUUCUUAUAUUCUACAAAUAAAAAUAUUGAGAUGGUUAAAGCUACUUUAAGCAGGAAACGUUCAAAUCAUGGACGAGCAAAUAUGUGUGCUUGUCAAUAUACAUGCAAUUUGGAAAAUGAAUACCACCAAAUUAAAGGCUACUUUACUCAAAUCGGUCUUAGUCCGCUAAAUGAUAUAAAAAAAGACCCUUGUCCACAAAUAAACAAAGUUAUAUAUCCAACGAGACAAGCUGGUAAAAUGGCUAUUUGUUCUAAAAUGGCGUAUGGUUCUCAGGAACCAAUUAAACUGAUUGAAUGGUUUGAGUACAAUCGUUUAAUGGGCGUAGAUCGCAUCAUAACCAUGGUUCAGCUGAUAAAUAGAGAUUCUUAUAAAGUGCUUAAAUACUACAACAAAACAGGAUUGUUAGACAUGGACAUUUUCCCUUCUCCGUUGCCAGGAAUAGACAUAAAAAAAAAUGCCAACUGCGAGGUAAAAGAUAGAACUUCAUGUUUUAAAGACUUCAGCAAUGAGGAACUUAAAGAUUUACCAUGGAGACAUUUUCGCCGAUCUUCGCCCCAAGGUGAACAUGACCAAAUGGUAGCCUUGGAUCAUUGUCAGGAAAAACUUCAAGGUUAUGACUUUGUUGCGAAUGUAGAUUUUGACGAAUUCAUAGUGCAGUCCAACUUACGAAAUAUAAAGGAAUAUUUCAAUGAUACGCUACUGCCAAAGUAUCAAAAUGCUGCCGGAUUUACAUUGAAUCAUUCAUACUUUUUGGCUAACUGGGGAAUUUCUGGGGAUGGAUUUCUACAAAUGACUCAAUAUACACAGAGAGUUGAUCCUCGUUAUGUAAAUUAUAAGAAUGUUUACAUUCCUAGUAGGACGGCAAGUACAACCACGCACGAACUUACUCCAAAAUCUGGAUUUAGAAGAAUAUAUUUAAAAAAACAUCAUAUAGUAGUACACCACUAUAGAACAUGUCCAGCAGUGGCAUACUGGAAGAACUGUAUGAACUUUACCAGAUACGAGGAUAAAAAAAUGUUAAAAAUAAGAAAAGUAAUGGAAGAAAGAGCAUCUAAUGUUAAACAAGAACUUGGGAUUACAUAAAUUUUAUAUUUUCAUUUUCAUUGCGGUGUUUGGGGCUUUUCUUUUAUAAAGAAGAGAAAAAGUUAACAUUUAAAAAAAUGGUCUCCCAUUGAAAUGAUGUUCAUAUAUUUCUUUAAAAAUAUCUAAUAUUUGACCUCUUCCAUUUUUUUGGAAAAUUUAUAUUUUCAUCUGCCUUAUAAAGGCUUACAUAUCCCACGUUGCAUUGCUGUAUUAUGUGAUUAACAAUGCAUCAUUUGUACAACAGAUCGAUGUGUUAUGAAAAGGCAAUUUGUAAAAAUAUAUUUUAUGAACUGUGUACUAGUCUUUUCAUACACAGAUUUUUUUGUCAUUGCAUAAUUUCUUGAAAUACUCAUUUCAUAUAUGCUUUUAUUCCUAUAUUAUUUUAAUUUUAUAUCUUAUAUUUUUUGUUUUUGUAUGUUGUUACUGUUUAUUUAAAUGCUACAGUAUUUUAAAAUAGAUAUGUGUGUUUUUCAGUGUAAAAGUUGUUUUUUUCUUGAAUUUUCCUUCUCUCUUGACAAGAGAGGUUUUAAAUUAGCUAGCUUUUAAGUCGGGUUUAAUCCACAAUUAUCUACAAAAAAUGCAGUCCUGGAUAAGACAAUUGUUUUCCAUUCGUUUGUUGUGUAUGAGCUUUUAAUUUUGCUAUUUGAUACAUGAUUUUUUAUUUAGAAUUUUUAUUGGGA
Messenger RNA from Mytilus trossulus (common blue mussel), 2773 nucleotides. RefSeq lists its product as uncharacterized. Gene Ontology annotation, cellular component: cytoplasm. Lineage: Eukaryota; Metazoa; Mollusca; Bivalvia; Mytilida; Mytilidae. The coding region runs from base 720 to 2093 and encodes 457 amino acids. The record is from RefSeq and is a predicted model, not a curated record. The transcript has 8 exons. Gene Ontology annotation, molecular function: glycosyltransferase activity.